Molecule: messenger RNA, 933 nt
Organism: Cryphonectria parasitica EP155
Lineage: Eukaryota; Fungi; Ascomycota; Sordariomycetes; Diaporthales; Cryphonectriaceae
Product: actin depolymerizing protein
Exons: 1
Coding region: 134-640 (168 amino acids)
Biological process (GO): regulation of actin filament polymerization
Cellular component (GO): plasma membrane; cortical actin cytoskeleton; site of polarized growth
Molecular function (GO): actin filament binding
Source: RefSeq, a predicted model, not a curated record
CAAUUGCCGUCCAAUAUAUGACGAUCAACCCCCUAUGUCCAUGACUACGGUCUAGAUCUUACAAAACCCAAUCGAUUGAUCCUGCCUACCAAUUCCCCUUCCCGCCUCUGAUUAUUGCGCCCCGGCUGCCAGCAUGUCCAACGUUGGAUCCCCCGAAGUACGAGCCAUCGAGGAGGCCUACGAGGCCGUCCGCAACGACAAGGACGAGACAACCUGGAUGAUCGUGACAGCAGCCAAGGGCAACAAGCUCAGCCUGACCAAGACAGGCACGGACAAGUGCUUCGUCGACGACCGGGACGACACGGAGCAGGAAGAAGGCGGCGCGCCCAAGAACGCCAUCGUGGCGGCGCGAGCAGAGCUGGACGACGCCGAGAUCCAGUACGCCUACGUGCGCGUCGAGUACGCCAACGAUUCGGAGAGCACGCGCACCAAGUUCCUGCUGGUGACGUGGAUGGGGCCCUCCGCAGGCAUGAUGCGGCGGGCGCGUGUCACCACCGAGGCGGGCGAGGUGCAGUCCAAGAUCCUGCGGCACUACAGCAAGGAGAUCCGCACCGACGACAAGAAGGAGCUGAGGCACGCCGAUAUCGUCACCGUGCUGAGGAAAGCCGGCGGCGCGGACUACAACGGUGGCAGGGGCUAGCUUGGGGAAAAAAUAAAGCAAGAAUAAAAGUACAACGAAACAAAGAUUGGGUUAAGGGGGGAGGUGGGAGAUGGGAGAAAGGGGCGCAUUACAGUCUGGCCAAGACGCGUGGGCGCAUGUGGUGUGCGGCAUUGUAUUUGGAGUCUUGUGGCACCUGGGAGGCAGUGUGCAGUGUCCUUUCAAGGAGGUAUUGAGAAAGCGUUUGGCGUUCUAGAAGUUCAGCUGGGAUAGAAUUUCUGCUGUAUUUGACGCGCAAUCUAAAACCGUCGUGUGACGGCCUGUUGGGCAUGCUC